Molecule: messenger RNA, 1790 nt
Organism: Mya arenaria
Lineage: Eukaryota; Metazoa; Mollusca; Bivalvia; Myida; Myidae
Product: caspase-3-like
Exons: 4
Coding region: 153-1100 (315 amino acids)
Biological process (GO): proteolysis
Molecular function (GO): cysteine-type endopeptidase activity
Source: RefSeq, a predicted model, not a curated record
UGGAUAUAUAAAACAACUAAAAUAUCACUCGACUCGUUCCAUGUACUUCCAUAUGCUUUAUACCAAACAUUCGUGAAUAAAUGCUUAAAUAAGUCUAUUCAAGCCUGGGAUAAUUGGUCUUAUCGUUUAAGGGAUCUGUUGCGUCCACCGACAUGGCUAGCGGUCCUACAAAAGUUCUCAGCAGCGAUUCUACAGGCGGGGCUGUACUUAUGGUCAACGUUGGUGGAUCAAGCAAAUCAUUCGGGUACAGAGAAGGAGCGGAGAAGGACAUUGUCUGUCUCAAAGCUGUGUUUGUUGAAACACUGUGCUUCACUGUAAUAAAUGGGGAAAUGAAACGCGAUUUGUAUAUCGCUCAGUGGGACCAUCGUUUAAACGACGAAGGGGGUGAAAAGUCAGAAAUUCCUCUAAAGGAUUGUAGUUGUAUACUAUGUACGAUCGCCAGCUAUGAAUUUACUGGAUCAAAGUGCUUUGUGUUGGCAAUCGGUUCACAUGGUUACCUGGAAAAUGGACAGCUGAUGGUGAAGUUUCUGGAUGACACUGGACAGGAUAGUGUAUCUGUGAAUGCGAUGAUAGACGCCCUCAGUGACGAACACUGCCCAAACCUCAAGGGUAUCCCCAGGGUUGUGAUUAUACAGGCGUGCAGGGGUGUCCAGGAGGAUGAUGGAUUGGAAGUCAUGCAGAGUGAAACAACCGAUCAUGCAUCGGGAUCGGACACGAGCAACGUGGAUCCUAUGCGAGAGCCAAUGGACACUUCCGAACAGGCGCUUCAGGGAGCUGAAGGAAGGGCCGCAAUACCGGAAGUUGAGGUUAACUUGAAACUUCCGAAGAACUUUCUCGUCGUCUACACCACCACACCGGGUCGAGUGUCAAAAACAAACACAGUCGAUGGGUCAUGGUUUGAAAAUGCCUUAUGUGGUGAGGUAAAAAAACACGAUUUCAACAAAGAGCCGAGACUGAACUUUCUUCACUUGCUUACACGGGUAUUUGGCUCCGUUUCUGAGCGCGAGGCGAAAUCCACUGACCCGGCUUUGAAGGCGAAAAAGAAUGUCCCCUGUCUCAAACAUACACUGCUGGCACCUCUUGUUUUUACGAAGCCAUAAAACUUAUCCUCCGAUAUGCCAUUACCGAGUAAAUGGUUAUUAUGAAGGUUUCAAUUAAUAUAUUCAUGCUCAUAUUUAUGGCAGCUGCAAUAAGCAAAUAGAAGCACUCCACCACUUGUUUUCCGUCUCAGGGGAGAUUUAUCAAUAUAGCUUACUCAUUUUGGGGUCCCUAGACAUGUCAUAAGUAUGUGUCAUCAACGGUUAAAAGAGACAUGCAAAAUUGGCAAUACCGAAACAUACAUUACUUCCUUGUUCUUGAUCCCUAGUGCGUGGUCGUAACAAACAAGCAUAGACAAUCAUCUACUAUGACCCAUUUAUAAUCUGUGAUCACAGUCAGCAAAACUAUUUUGAAAUGCAUGUCUUACUCAUACGUUACGUGUCAAGGUCAUAUCAUGUAUAUAUCAGCUUAGUGAUUGUUAAAUUAUGGAAUGUCGAUUCUUAAUACAAAUCAAAUAUAUUCAGAAUAAAUCAUUUUAACAAUAUUUACGAAAAUCUAUGUAAAACAUAGGGUUAACAUGUUACUGCUUUACAUGUUUAACUUUUUAUAGACGAUGACAAAAUAAGAACACUAUUAUUGUUGUCAAGAACACUAGAAUCCAAAUCAGAACAACAUUCAUACUAAGUUCAAAUACAAACAAAUAGACAGUUAUUCAACUAACAUAUUUUUAUUUAAUCUCAAGACACCGAACA